GAGCUAGGGUGCGCAAAGCGGCGCAUCUGCGCCGGAGGCGGCUAAAAUGUAUUUCGUAAAUUGAAUUACAUUGCAAAAAAAAAUGGCUGCACUUUCACGGUUUUAGUUUCAUGUUGCUUGCGAAAAACAACACAGUGUGUUUGUCUACUUUAACAAUUGUGUGUAGUUUGUUAGUGCAAGUGUUUUGUGCAACAAAUGGAGCAGUCUUUGGACCUACAAGAAGAGGCCCUGUUUCUCGACGAGCGCAGUAACAGCGGCAACGGCGGUGCAGGUGAGCCUAUAAGCACAAGUCAAAACCCAAAUGAGCAACACGUGAGUGAGGCUACAAUAGUUGUUGCAGCUGGCGGUGGCAGCGGAGGUGUUGGCGUUGGAGGCGGAGGUGGUGCUUGCUCACCGGCUACCAGCAUUAGUCCGACAACAAUAAUAACAACAACAACAGCAGCGGCAGUCGCGACAGCUGCGUUAAAUACAACGCCCACAAAAAGUCCACAGGCACAGCCGAGGGUAGGUGGUGGAGGAGCAGGAGGAGCAUCAACACCGUACUAUGAAGAUGGUUAUCAGCCGCAACAACAACAACAACAACUGGCGGGCAGUGAUAACGGCAAUCAGCAACAACAGCAACAGCAACAGCGUUGCGAGGAGGGACAGCUGGAGAGCAGUGGCUCAACAUCCACACAACGUCAUUCCAUAAAUUCCAACGAGUUCAGCUCGACACCGAAAGGCACAACAACAGCGUCCCGCAAUGGUCUCAAUGGUGGCGGCGGUGGUGGUGGACCAGCCAGCGGUACAAGUUCGCCAAUAAAUUAUCAAAUACUGAGUAGCGUGCACGAUGAAUAUCCCUACAGCAUAGAGUAUGAGUCACAGCAACAGCUACAUCAACAACAACAACAACAACAACAUCAGCAGCAACAGCAACAACACUCGCCACAACUUGCAGCAACAACAUCAUCAGUUCAUAAUUUGGAACAUUCGAGUGCCAGCAGCUAUAGUGCGAAUCGGCAGAGUUACGUUUCACCGCCGGCCAUUGCCGCAGUGCCGCCCUCAUUGCUAAUUCCUCAGCGACAAUCGCUGCUGCCUUGGGGCACAAAUUCUCGGAGUUCGAUCAUAAACGUGCUGCCCACAUAUAGUCAAGCAGAAAUGCCAGCCUUAGCCGCAAUGUCCACAGCCUCUGGCAACGAGCUAAUAGCUCCAAGGCCAGGUGAGAUAGUGAUGCGAAAUCUAUUUAGUGAUUUCACAGCCCAGGCGGAGAAGAAAAUAGAGCUGGUUAUGCUGGAGAGCGCCGAUAAGAAUCUGUCGAAAUUAUUGCAGCGUGGCGAGGAUCAGCAAUUUGAUCAAUUGCUGUCGGCUCUCGGUUCGGUGGCUGAGCACUGUCUGCCUUCGUUGCUGCAAACACUGCUGGCUUGGCACCGUCGACAACUUUCGGAUAUGGAAAUAAAGAACGAUCUCAAGCGCUUGGACAAGCCGCUGACAAGCGCGCAAUCGGCGCAGAAACCUGGCGUUGAUUUGGAUUUGCAGCUGCAGAGACGCGAGGCGGCUGUGGAGUUCAUUUUUUGUUUGGCACUUAUCGAGAUACUCAAACAGUUGCCGUUUCAUCCUGGCCACGAGGAUCUGGUGCGCAGCAUUGAGAAUCUGGCCUUCAAGCAUUUCAAGUAUAAGGAUGCUCUCCAAAAUAAUCCCAAUGCCCACAAUAUACACAUCAUUGCGGAUCUGUAUGCGGAGGUAAUUGGCGUGUUGGCCCAAAGCCGCUUUGCAUCGGUGCGUAAGCGUUUCAUGAGCGAACUGAAAGAGCUUCGCGGGAAGGAGGUGUCCACCACCACUACACAGAGCAUCAUCAGCCUGCUGAUGGGCAUGAAAUUCUUUCGCGUCAAAAUGGUGCCGAUCGAAGAGUUUGAGGCGUCAUUUCAGUUCAUGCACGAAUGUGGUCAGUACUUUUUGGAGGUGAAGGAUAAGGAUAUCAAACAUGCUUUAGCUGGACUCUUUGUGGAGAUACUGGUGCCAGUGGCAGCGGCUGUAAAGAACGAGGUGAAUGUGCCCUGUGUGAAGAACUUCGUGGAGCUACUCUAUGUGCAAACUUUGGAUGCUUCGACCAAGUCAAAGCAUCGUUUAGCGCUCUUUCCCCUGGUCACCUGUCUGUUGUGUGUGUCGCAGAAGACCUUCUUUUUGACCAAUUGGCAUUACUUUUUGGCCAUGUGUCUGAGCAAUCUAAAGAAUCGUGAUCCCAAGAUGAGUCGCGUGGCUCUGGAGUCCCUCUAUCGUCUCCUAUGGGUGUAUAUGAUACGCAUUAAGUGUGAAUCCAAUUCGGCAACACAUUCGCGACUGCAGAGCAUUGUGAAUUCACUUUUUCCCAAGGGUUCCAAGGGUGUUGUUCCACGCGACACACCUCUGAAUAUUUUUGUCAAGAUCAUUCAGUUUAUAGCGCAGGAGCGUUUGGAUUUCGCGAUGCGUGAAAUUGUCUACGAUUUGUUGUGUGUGGGUCGAUCCAUAAAGCUUAUACUGAAUCCGGAACGUAUGAGCAUUGGACUGCGUGCUUUUCUCGUCGUUGCCGACGCGCUGCAGCAAAAGGAUGGCGAACCACCCAUGCCCCGCACUGUGCCUGUCCUGCCCUCUGGCAAUACACUGCGCGUUAAGAAAACUUACAUUAAUAAAAUGCUUACGGACGAUACUGCACGCAGCAUUGGCAUGUCCACAUACUUUCCGCAUGUGCGUCGCGUCUUUGUCGAUAUAUUGCGUGCCUUGGAUGUGCAUUAUGGCCGGCCAUUGAUGAUGACCAAUACGCAGAACCAGAAUAAGGAGCCCGACGAGAUGUUGUCCGGCGAACGUAAGCCUCGGAUUGAUUUGUUUCGCACGUGCGUGGCUGCCGUGCCGCGUCUCAUACCCGACACGAUGACAGCUCAAGAGCUGGUGGAUCUGCUCUCUCGUCUAACUGUGCACAUGGACGAGGAGCUGCGCAUAUUGACACACCAAUCGUUGCAGACGCUGGUCAUCGACUUUCCGGAUUGGCGUCAGGAUGUCGUGCACGGUUACACACAGUUUCUGGUGCGCGAUGUCACCGACACCUAUCCGCAAUUGUUGGAGAACUGUACGCGCAUUCUGUUUGUGUUCCUAAACAUAUGGCGUUGCGCUAUUUAUAUUAAUGGCACGACAGCAGGUGGUGCCACCACCGGCAGUGCUGGUGGCCCCGCUGGGGUAGCUGGUGGUGGUGCCGUUGCUGGCAUGGGUGGUACUGCUGCUGCUAGUCAACUGAAGCCCACCACCGCUGUUACUGGCGUAAAUGUGGUGACAACCACGAAUGUUAUCCAAACAACUGCCGCUGUUGCUUCGCCUCCGAAUACGACGCAUCUUCUUCAGAGCGCCAUUGGCAAGGAGACCACCAGCAGCCAGUUGUCCAGCAACAAACAGCAGCAUCUGAAUACCGCGUCCAGUGCCGCAUCCAGCAUAACCACAUCGAGUGGCAUGUCGAGCAUUACGCAGCACACGGUGCUCAACAUGAGCGCCGAUGUCGGCAAGAAGAACGAGAUACCGCUCAUGACUACGCUGCACUUUGUCGAGGGCUUCGCUUUGGUGCUGCUCUGCAAUUACAGGCCAUAUUUGCGUAAAUUGGCCGCCAUGAUCCUCAAAGAGGUGAAGAAUCUUAUGCGUGCUUUGGGUAUACCGGAAACAGAACCCCCACUCAUCGAUGUUAUGGAUCGUUGCUGUCCGCAAAUAAUUGAGCGCUGUUUGCCUUUAUUGCCGCAAACGGAGAAGACGGCCAUACUGAAUGCGAAUUGCAUUGAUCUGCAAUGGAUAGCCGAACGUACCAGCGGUGUUUGGCUCGCUGGUCUCACUGAUGACAACUCGAAAUCCUCCACCUCGACGCUCAAUCUCUCGCAGUCAAGUGGCACAGCGGCCGCUGCUGCCACAGCUGCAGCAAAUUCGGCUAGCUCAUCACAACAACAAUUCGAUCCUUGGGCCACUUGUCUUUUUGGCCUUCUCGAACGGCCUCGCAUUUUGCAGCAAUGCCCUUCAGCAGUGGCGCAGGCCUGGCCCAUUUGCUAUGCCCGUCUAAAUGCACUCUACAGUGUCAUAGAUCCAACUCCUGUCAGUGAUAAUCGCGCCUCUUUAUUACGCGGCUCAGCACCUACAAAGAAAAUGCCCACCGAAAGCCAAAGGGAUUCGUAUUUGCGUCUAUGGCGGAACCAAGUGGCCUGUGCCAUGCGUCUGGUUCCCCAAAUACCCAGCGUGGCUGUCCGAUGUGCUUCGCCCGAUCUAAGCUUGAGUUUACAAGAUCAAGCGGAUUCACGUUCGCUAUCCGAUUCCUUGGACAAUAUACCGUCAAAUGUAUUUGGGCCCGAGGGAAUUGUCACACGUUUCACGUUGCCGCUCUCCUAUGGACGCAAAGAGGCGCGCCAGAAACGACUUGGCUCAUCGCCGGAUUCCCUGAAUGCCGAUCGCAGUGACAAAUCCGCUAUGGGCAGUGCCUCACCACAGGCCCUCUACAAGCUCGUCGUCCCUCUGCUCCGCUGCGAAGUGCCCGACGUUCGGGAUGCUGCCGUCAAUGCGCUGGGCAUGAUAAAUCAUGAUGCGCUCAAGGAUUUAAUGGAGGAGCUGGUUGUCUACAUCCGUGAAGCUGUUGAUCGCAAACAGGAGAACAUGAGGCGUCGACGCAGACGGGAUGCUUUGCGUUUGCAGGUAGUACGUGUGCUCGAGAAAAUUGCUGAGAAUGGCACAUUUGGAGUGAGUACCUGUGUGCUGGAACGUGACACCAUGUCUCUACAUCCCACGUUCGUGGAAUACAUUGAAGGCGCCAUGGCCUAUCUUGUGGCCGAGACGGACAAGGAUAAUCUGAGUAUACGCGAGGUGAAGGCUCAUUUUUGCAAUUUCAUACGGAAAAUGAUAAAGAACUUUUCGUUGGAAGCCUGUGCAACAUUGCUGACUCGUGACUUGAAGCGUAAUCUAUUCAAUUUGUUUGCCACCUGGUGUGGCAGUUUUUCGAAGCCAUUGUGCAUCACAUCGCAAAUAGGUCAGACAGUGGAGGAGGAAAAGCUUCAGUUUAGCGCUUUGCAGGCUAUGUCGGCUCUUCUGUGCUGCGGCCACAUCUUUUACACACCACACCUACAGGACGAGGGCAUCAUUUAUAAAUGGCUUGACAUGCUGCUGACCUCAAAGGACGAAAAAAUUUAUCAAUUGGCAAGGGAUACUGUUGUGCUGCUUUUGGAAUCAAAUCCAGAUAUGGGACAGUUGCUCGAAUGGGUUAUAGAUCGUUGCUAUACCUCGACGCCCCGAGAGGCGGACGCCUGCUUCCUAGCACUCGCUUCCAUCUUUAGUGCCAAGGAGUAUCCGUGCGACCAUUAUACAUCGGUAAUCACCGUGACACUCCUCAUGACGGGUUGCCCUCGAGUCGAGGUGCAUGCAACGGCUCUGCAACUUUUACAGAUCCUGGAUAAGCGUUUCUUUGGCAGCGUGGUGGGAACGCUGCAUAGCGACAAUGAAAAAGAGGAUGACAAAGUUGGCACCCUGGAUGUAUUGCUUAGUAGCGCCUAUUGCCGUUCGCAGCGCUAUCUAUCGAAGCAGCUGGCGCAGCUGCGGCCGGAGCUCACCAUGUCUAUAUUCUCAGAAAUAACGCAUCGCUUUCAGAGCGCACGUGAGGAUGUGCGCGCACUGUUGUUGCAAUGUUUAUUACCGUGGUUGCAAAAUAUGGAGCUGGUGGCCACCAGUGUGCCGCCGGCGACUCCCUUGUCCUACAUUAUGUAUUUUCCGGACUCGGGAACGCGUGGUCGUCGUGACGGCACCGGUUCAACGGAGGCAACUGAAAUGAUUUUGAAUAAUCUGUUCUACAUUACCGCAAAGUUUUCUGAUGCACAUCCGCGUGACAUUGAGGAGCUUUGGGGCACAUUGUGUCAGUUCUGGCCGAACAAUUUGAAGGUCAUAUUACGCUACUUGGUCAUUAUGAGCGGCAUGGCGCCCACCGAACUCCUGCCAUACGCGAAGCGUGUGGCAUUGUAUUUGGCACGUAGUUGUCCGGAUCGAUUGCUCGACGAACUUAUGGCUGAGCUACAGACCGUGGAGACACUUAAUUGCCUGAUAGAGCGCACAGAGACGCCGCCUUUCUAUCGCCUCACGAGCAUGCGAAAGGCUUCCAGCCACAGUGCCGAUGGUCAAGCGGGUGCUGGCAUCAAUGAUUCACGUCUGCAGGACUUGGCUGUCGAGAAGGGCACCAUUCACACAAAGCGGCACAGUGGCGAGGAUCCCAUUAAGAUUGGCACAUGUAAAUCGGACAGUGGAAUACGCGCCUAUACACAAGCGGCUAUCACGCCCACUUCAGGGGGCGGCCUUGGCAGUCGCCCACCACGUGGGGCCGAUAAAAUACGCGCCGCCUCAGGGCCCUCCAUUCUGCCGCGUCCCGAAGACAUUUUAAUCAAUGAUCCGGAUCUGCGACAGGAGGAGAAUGUGGAGCUGCGCACAACAGAGGCGCCGGCCAACGCACCCCAUCCGCUGCCGAUGCCCGAAUACGGUGGCUACUUUGCGCCUCUCACAGAAUUUUUGCCGGACGUGAGCUUGCCCAUUAGUGGAUUCCAUCGUUGCAAUGUGGCCGUCAUGCUGCUCACAGACAUUGUGGUCGAUGGCAUACCCGGCAUUGAUUGGACCCUGCACCUGCCUCUAAUGCUGCACAUUCUAUUUCUCGGUCUGGAUCACACGCGCAUCAUUGUGCGCGAACACUGCAAGCAGCUGUGCGUUAAUUUGUUGAUUGUGCUCGCCGAGCACAACGAUCAUCUGACUGUGGCGCGCAUUUUGCUGAACAGCGAGACCAGCAAAUUGGAUCUGGGACUUACGGUGCCCGCCUUGCCCGUAAUAGACAACAAUUUCACGGAGGUGCAUCAGGAAUUUGAUAGCUAUCUGUUGCAUAUCAAUCCACAGACAGCCUAUCCACUGCAUCACAAUCUUUCCAGCUCCACAGUGAUUGCGGCGCAUGCUUACAAUCAACAGCAUCUCACCCAGCAACAACAGCAGCAGCAACAACAACAAAUGAUGCCAUUGCACGGCCAGAAUCUGCAACAGCCACCGCCACAAACUGGGCCAGCACAUAGUCCUUCGGGAGCUGCCACGACCGCAGCCAUACAAAUAAAUCCCAACACCUCCGAGAACUCCGAAGUGCCACUGAUUAUAGCCGACGAGCAUGCGCCUCCACAGCCGGGUCCGACAAUGCCCAUUGCGCAUGUCAUUAAGAGUCUGUUGAAGUUCCUAGCCCAGGACACUUGCCAGCCAUUGUGGAAUUACGAGGACAUUACGGCCAAGGUCUGGGCAGUGAAGUCGGCCGAGCAGCUUAGCUGCUUCCUUAAGCACAUGGUCAAGGUGUUUGCGGAUAGUUAUCCGCAGGCGCGCAUUGCCGAACGUUGGGCACAGACCGCUCUACAGUUGGGGCUUUCCUGCUCGUCCCGGCACUACGCCGGACGUUGUUUGCAAAUCUUUCGCGCCCUCAAUGUACCCAUAAAUUCGCGCAUGCUUUCGGAUAUUCUAUCGCGGCUAGUGGAGACAGUGGCUGAGCAGGGCGAAGACAUGCAGGGCUAUGUAACCGAAUUGCUGCUUACCCUAGAGGCAGCAGUGGACAGUUUGGAUUCCGAUUUCCGACCCCUCGACGUGAUGAAAGACAUCUUUAAGAGCACCCCCAACUUGAAUAACAAAGAUGGUGGACCCAAUUCCAUAUUGCCGGGCAAGAAGUCACCAUCGGGCAUGACGCCACAGUCCUCCAACUAUUCGAUACCCAGCCACGGGCGCAGCACCAGUUACUCGGUGUCAUAUUGCGGUCGCAAGGCCAACAACUCUCCAUGCGACAAGCAAGUGGAGUUACGCAAUCGUGCCACCGGCAUGGAGCUGGAACGCAGCGUUGUCUCCAAAUUUGGCGGUGCUGUUGGGGCCGGCUCUGCGCUGUCGCGUUCGCGCAGCGCCCAGAGCCUGAAAAUGCUGGGCGACACGGCCACACAGGAUGACAAGAUGACCAUUUUGGCUCAGUUGUUCUGGCUGUCGGUAUCUCUGCUGGAGAGCGAUUACGAACAUGAAUUUAUGCUGGCGUUGCGUUUGUUGACUCGCGUUCUUCACCGUCUGCCGCUGGAUCGGCCCGAUGCACGCGAUAAGGUUGAAAAGCUGCAACAGCAGCUCAAAUGGACCGCCUACCCAGGUGUCCAUGCGUUGUUAUUGAAGGGCUGUACUCACAGUGCCACCUAUGAACCCACCAUCACGCUGUUGGCCCAAUUCGCACCUCUACUCAGUCUGCCCGUCUGCGAUCCCACCCAGAGCUGCGCGUUUCCCAUGAACGUCAUUGCGCUGCUGCCCUACAUGCUGCUCCAUUACGAGGAUGCCAAUGAAAUUUGUAUACGCAGUGCGGAAAAUAUUGCACAAGUAUCGACUGAACUGGGGGCCAAGCUGGAGAAUCUGGGCACGGUAAUGACGCUAUAUAGCCGGAAGACCUUCUGCAAGGAGUCUUUCCAGUGGACCAAGUGUGUGGUGAAGUAUUUGCACGACACCUACGCUCAUAUGGGGCUGCAUAUGUUGGCCUUUCUAAUAGAGGUGCUGGAGAAGGGGCCGCAACAGGUGCAGGUCCCUGUUCUGAAUGUAAUCCAUUGCAUGCUGCAUUAUGUAGACUUGUCGGCUCCGCAGGCGCAGACCAUAAAUGCCGAUCUAUUGCGCGCUAUUGGCAAAUAUCUAGAUACUGUCAACUGGAAGGACUCGCUCAAGAUACUGAAGCUGAUUGUAACGCGCAGCUCUUCGUUGCAAGUAGUGCCUCCUAGUGAUGGCAGCAGCGCCGGCUUAUCGUUCUCUUUCUAUGGCGCAUAUCCGGACUCGGAUAUGUUCUGUAAAAAGGAACUGGCCGGUCGCACCAUGGAGUUCACCUUCGAUGUAUCGCAAACACCGCUCAUUGGUCGUCGCAUUCUGCUGAAGACAGAGGACCCUGCCUCUGCAGCGCCUACCACUGGCAGUUCAUCGCUGAACUCCACACUCACGAAUGCCACAACAGUAACGAACGCCACAGUUCUACAUGCGAUUACGCCGGCCCAACAGGCCAGUGGUCAGCUGCAGCAGCGCAGUCACAGCAAUGUGGCCGCCAUUGCCGCCUCCGCCGCCCAGCAGCAACAGCCACCACAUGGGGGUGGCAACAGCGUUGUGGGCACUCCCAAUUCGCCACGUCGCAGCGCCAGCCUCUCCCCGGCGGACACCGUGCCGCUGAGCGGCUGGAAGCGUCCGUGGAUGUCUCAGUGCCGUGUUCGCGAGUGUCUCGUCAACCUGUUGACCACCUGUGGUCAGAAAGUCGGUCUCCCCAAAUCGCCUUCGGACGAUUUCAUAAACUCAAUUUGCUCAAAGUCGUUGAGCACGUCACUACUAACAGGAUCGAUUGCGACCAGACAAAGCGUUAUCUUCAGUCAAUCGUCGGACCUCAUGGAACGCCAGUCCUCAGCAGCAUCCUCAACGGAGGAGACUUCUGGCCCGCAAGGCGAUCUCAGCAGCGGUUCGCGUCGCGAUGAUGGUCAGCCCGAUUUCACUGUCUUUAAAGAUUUCGAUUUUCUCGAAUACGAGGACAGCAUUGCCGGCGAGUCGACGGAUAAUUUCAAUUGGGGAGUGCGUCGUCAUCAGCUAUUCGAUGGCGAUGAGGAACGUCUGACUUGUGGCAGCGCCAUUGGUGGCUCCAUCAAGGGCGGCUUCUCAUCGGCAUUGGAGGACAGUUUUAGCGACAAGACACCCAUUUUGAGCAAACGUAAACGCCAAACGGCAGACGAUUCAUCCGACGAGGAGGCCGAGUCUGAAUCUCCCAUUGAUGAGGAUCACAGACAGGCCUUCAUGAAGUCGAGCUUUAGUGCUGUGCCGCCAAGUUCGUUGAGUCUGCGUGAGCGACGUCGUCGCAAUUCGGUCUCACGUAGUGACACCAGCGGUUCCAGUGCCGGAGACUUGGGCGACAUCACGCCCUGCAAUGCCUCACCCCAUCUGCCUGGCAUCAUACGAUUUGGUGCGGCAAUACGCGAUGAGGCCGAAGAGAAUUGGCGUCGUCAGCUGCAGGCCAUGCUGGUGAACCAGCCCUCGGCACACACGUCGGAGCUGCUUUUGCAGUUGUAUCGUCUUAUCAAGGAGCUCACAUUCAAGACCAUCAGCAUCUCGAAAGAGGCCAAGAAGUUCUUCACAGGCAUUGGCUCUCAGCUGGGAAAUCGCAUAUCACUAUUCACCGAUUUGUUGAGCUCUCGUGCGGAUCCGCCGCGCGUCUGGUGCAGCGAGCUUCAGGCCACGACUCCAAAAUUGUUCGAAACGCUGCGCUUUAAUGUGCUGGAAGUCCAGGAGCACUUGGAAACGUUUUUCGAUCGAAAGGAUCAGGUCUUAGAGUGCUUGGACGCUGUGAAGACGUCGUGCAAGUUAUCGCUGUUUAAUGAGUCGGAUGUAGCCGCCUCAGGUUUAGAGAUGCCCAGCUGCUCCAGCAUUGCUUAUAUGCCCUUCGAUCCCGCAUCGACUGAGGUGGUGUUGGACUUGGGACGGUCCUUGUAUAAGCUCAUGUUUCAGCUACUCUUGCUUAUCGAAUCCAAUCAUAAAAUAUCUUCGAAUGUUGUGAAUCAUUUUCGUAUUAAUGAAGACAUGCAUGACAUAUCUGAUCUCUAUGCCCUGGUGCGCGAUGCUUUGGUGCGUUGUACCAGCGAGGCUGAUCUCGAUUGCCUGGAGUCGUCGACCUCAACGGAGGGCGAGCACACGCCCACACCCUCGCCCGGCCUGCCCAUGACCCAGGAAGAGUUCGAGUCUGCACUGAACGAGCACAUUGAUCAACAGCGCUGGCCGAGUGCCAUUUCCCAUGUGCGUCAAUAUAAGCGCAUUACCACUCUGAAUGCAGCCGAUCAAAACCUGACUAUCUUCAGCUAUAGUAAUUUGGAUAGUCGCUUGAAGUUCGAUGAGAUGUCGAUCAUAUUGAAUGCCUAUGCUCAUAGCAUUAUGAAGGAUCGCACUGAGGCCUUUAUUGUAUCGAAAUCGGAUUCGGAACUAUUUGAGGUGUAUGCUAUUCUAUCCGAGAAUUUGUAUCAUGUCUCCAGUGCGCUUACCAACAUGGAAAUCGACAUGAAAAGCUAUUCGGCCAGUGCAGCCUCAGGGAACUUGCAUCGCAGCGAACAGGACAUUGUGACAAAUCUUUAAAUAUAUACAUAUGAGAAACAUAUAUAACUAAUACUACACUAGACGCGAGGGGCGUACUUUAGUCUCUAAGCACUUUUUAUAGCCACUUUAGAUAGAUGCAUGAAGCAUUGUAGGCCCUAAAAUUCAGAUCAAGGCUAUUUGUAUUAUUGUGUACGAACAAAUAUGUUUUAUGAAUAAUUUAAUUACACAUUAAAUGUUUUAUCUUAGUGCACAAUUAGUUAAUAUCUAAUUAUGUAUUUUGAAAUUGAUGCAAAUUUA
This is a messenger RNA of Scaptodrosophila lebanonensis, 11391 nucleotides long. RefSeq names its product protein furry (gene fry). Gene Ontology annotation, cellular component: cell cortex; site of polarized growth. Gene Ontology annotation, biological process: neuron projection development; cell morphogenesis. Lineage: Eukaryota; Metazoa; Arthropoda; Insecta; Diptera; Drosophilidae. The record is from RefSeq and is a predicted model, not a curated record. The transcript is spliced from 30 exons. The coding region runs from base 196 to 11133 and encodes 3645 amino acids.